AUGACUAGGAGCAAACUGGAGUACCUGGGUGGCUCCAUUCUCGUGCAACGACCUUGGUACUUUCAAAUUCACCACCGCGCCGUGAACGCAAGUCGUAUCCUGGCCUUCCAUCGAGAGGAGAAGGCAAUUAAUCCCAAGUGUCAAAUACGCGCCUGGUUGAUUACCAUCGGUCCUACAAUUUCUUCACAAUGCUCCUCAAACGAAUGGCCUUCGUCUCUGGAGGCUGUGUGCACCCAUGGUGCUUUUUUGAUGCAAAAUGCCCCAUCAGAGACUGCGGAACUCCUAGAUGGACUCUGUUUUAAUCCCAAGGGUGGACGUAUAAGCGCUUCGCAUUUCAUCAAAAUAUUCGUUAAUAAUCGCCUCGGCCUGAUGAAAUUUCUCGAGCGCUACAUUGAGAAAAGUACAUCCACUGAUGCCUCUUUGACAGAUGUGGUUGAAACCCUGCUAGAAUUACUUCUUCACGAAGUCAACGAAGUUGCCUCCAAUGAAAGUGCUAAAGACAAGGAUUCCCAACUGGCUCAUCUUCGUGGCCUCAUUAUGCGCCUCCUUGAAGAUCCUAAGGUUACCUACGAUGAGGGCAAAGCACUCAUUCUGUGCAAACAACGGAACUUCCUUCCCGGUUGCCUGUACAUUUGGAUGAAGAACAAACUGUACGAUCAAAUCAUGGAGCACUACAUCUUGGAGGACAACUUUGAGGCGAUUUUGAAGGCUUGUGAAGAAUACGGGGACGAGGUACCCUCCCUCUGGUUUGAGGCCUUCAAAUAUGCAGCAGAUAAACCGCAACUUGGUGAAAAGCUGCCACGGCUUCUAUCAGAAAUUGAGUCUCGUAAUUUGGCAUCUCCAUUGGUUGUUCUUCGGCUCCUGACGUCACCAGAUGCCGACAAGUGCCACACUCUUGGUAGCGUCAAGGCCUACUUCUUGCACUACCUCGAGUCAGGCAAGGAGAAGGUGGAAGCAAAUGAGGCAGAAAUGCAGCGUCUGCGAGAGGAGACCUUACGAAACCGCGAAAUUGCUCGACAAAGCAAAACCAGAGUGAAAAUUUUCCAACAACAGAAGUGUGCCGUCUGUAACCAGGCGUUGGAGCCGCCAUCAGUUCACUUCCUCUGUGAUCAUUCAUACCAUAAGUCGUGA
Echinococcus granulosus is the source of this 1131-nucleotide messenger RNA. RefSeq names its product Vacuolar protein sorting-associated protein. Lineage: Eukaryota; Metazoa; Platyhelminthes; Cestoda; Cyclophyllidea; Taeniidae. The record is from RefSeq and is a predicted model, not a curated record. Gene Ontology annotation, biological process: vesicle-mediated transport; organelle fusion; intracellular protein transport. Gene Ontology annotation, cellular component: HOPS complex; endosome. The coding region runs from base 1 to 1131 and encodes 376 amino acids. The transcript has 11 exons. Gene Ontology annotation, molecular function: protein-macromolecule adaptor activity.